UGAGGAAUUUGGCGCCCUCAAUUGAGGGCAGUUAGGGGUUCAUAGAUACUCUCCACAUUCCGGAGAUGAUAGCCUUCCUUGCGUUUCAUAGAUACUCUCCACAUUCCCGAGAUGGUAUUCGGAAUAGAAGGGUCAUUUGAAGCGGAAGCUAGGCACGCUUGCCUGCCUUCUGUUUCCGUAUAUAUGAUAUUCUCGACGUCCAUUGCGUGCUCUGUGUGAGAUUUUCUGACCUUCCGACUUGAGGAUUGACGGAGGGGGUUGUAGCUUUUCGAAGCACUGGACAUCGCUUCGAAUUUGACUGACGUAGUAGUUUGCACUUUUUGUGUUUUUAUUCUACUGCCGUGCGAGUGCAAUUCCUCGAGGUUGGGUGGUCUUCAAAUACUGUCUCUUAUACACAUCUAGAUGUGUAUAAGAGACAGACGUAGUAGUUUGCACUUUUUGUGUUUUUAUUCUACUGCCGUGCGAGUGCAAUUCCUCGAGGUUGGGUGGUCUUCAAAUAUCGAGUACGGGCGCCCUCCGAACUGCCCAAAGCUGACCAACCCCAAGGAAACUCCGAAUACUUGCAACUGAGCAUCGCGCAGACAGACUUUGGGUGCUAAGAUCCAAAUUCAAAAGUGAAACAGCCCAGAUCGUCCGGUAAGGUCCUAAAGCGAUCACUUUGUGGGAAAGGAAGUGAUCGAGCAAUUACGACCCGGAGGUGGGCUUGGAAGCAGACAUCCUUUCAAGGAAGCGUAAUAGCUCACUGGUCCGGUUGGGUGGUCGUCAAAUAUCGAGUAUAGAUUGACUCUCUUUCACACACCGUUAGCGGGGAGCUUCCUGUAGAUGCGCAUGGCCUUUCCGUUGGCGGGGGAAUUGUGUUUCGUUAUUGGCUAUGACCAACCCAGCGAAGAGCCGCCAUCACGGAGUCGUUCGUUGUUCGUUCUUCGUGCUGUGUCGGGCCAUUCGUUGGCUUCCCUUGCGUCCCACCUCCUUUCUUCCUCUGUCUCCUUAUUCUCUCCGUGUUCGCUCCUCGUCACCCCUCUGAGCGCUGACCUUGAUCUCCACUCUUCACCGCUCUUCACCCCCUUACUAAUUGUCAGUAACCAAAGCGGAGGAAGAAUCGUUUAACUCCGCCACGUGGGUACGCAGACCGUUGGGGAACCUACCGAUCACAACGUGUCUUAUAAUUUCAUGAUUUCACUUAUUCCUGUUAAUCCGCGUGUUCGUGUGUGUGUGUGUGUGUGUGUGUGUGUGUGUGUGUGUGUGUGUGUGUGUGUGUGCUCGCACGCGCCUGUGUGUUUUGUGCGUUUUGAUUUCCCCAAGUAGAUUAGGGGCUCCUCUGCUUCCGCGUCGAUGUUCAAGCGAGCUUGCGCCACCUUCACGUGUAUGCGUAGGGCCUUGGACCUUGGGCGACCGCCAAUCGGAGUUCCUUUUGAUGGUUUAUCCCCUUUGGUGAGUCGAUUCGACUCUCCUUCUCCUUCCUUCCUCUUUCUCUAUUCUGCUUCCCCUCGGCGUCAAUUGAAACAGCGUCGAUAAUUUUGCUUUUUUGGUUUUCUUUUGCCUUUGCGACUGUUGUCCUUGAAAGUAAUCUGCUCGUUCAUCUCUCCUUCUGUGACGACGGACGUGAGAAGAGUUUCGAGAGAUGGCCUGGGCCACAGCAUGUCGCCACGUGAUAGUCUUGCCAGAACGACUCCGUGGGCUUGACGCCAGUGCACACGGCCCCCGGUGCUGCGGCUUGUCUUCUUCGGUGUCGGCCCUUCUGUUCAAUCAGAAGCCGGUUGUCAGUGCGCGCCGGAUGCUCCGUCGCCAUUCUGGAGAUGAUAACUACAAGAACAGCCAUGGCAGAACGGUUGGCGUUGGGGGUGAAGAUCCUGCAAGGACGAUGAUGAUGGAUCGUUACGUGACACGUCGCGAUAAUGGAGGUGCUGUCCUCUCUUCACUGUGCGCACUGUGUAAACUUUGUCAAUCAUCCUCUCGAAGUCUGGGAUUGUCAUCGCCUCGGGGUCGCAGAGCCAUUAUCUCCCGGGGUCAACCAUCAGACAGCUGGCUGGAGGCGGGGUCGAGCAUAUGUGGCGAAGCUACGGCAGGUGCGGGGUCCUUUGCCGAUGAUGGAGAGAGAGAGAUUGCCCUCGGUGUAGAGGGGUUGCUGAGGGCUUGGAACCUUUCUCUCGAUGAUAUGUCGGAUUUGGAUGAUCGCGAGGGGGUGGAGGCAACCUUGUGCGAAGGUCUGGAUUUCGCCGACAUGGCAGGAAGGCUCAGGAAAUGGGCCUCGUCGACUCUGCGCUUGACGACCACCCGGACUAGGGGAAUGUCGCCGACCGAGCCCGUGAUGGAGGAUGCAGAGAGGAUUGACGCCGACGGCGGCAAGCUGUCGCUGGUAAUGGGGUUGGCUGCGGCCGAGGAUCUGUGGACGGCUUGGUGGACAGAUCCGGAUCUCCAAUCAACGACACGCGACGGCGUCGGGACAAUGGAGGCGCCGACGACGAUAUCGAGGAGGGAGAGAGAGAGCGAGAACAGAAGGCGGGCAGCCCUGCAGCUGCAUUCGGAACCGCAAACACACGAGGAGGCAGAGUGGAAUGAACAAGUGGAGGUUUCCGAGCUGCGCGCCCGAGCGUCCUUGGGCGCGGCGCGGCAGCUGUCCGCCGCCGUUGAUGACGGUUUCUCUUGGCAGGACGCAGCGACGGAGCUGCGCGCUGCCGCUGCUGCUGGCCAUCAAAGAAGCAUUGUCGAUCGAUUGUCGUCGUCAGGUUCGCCCGCUGUCCCUCCUGUUGUGGUCGCAGCCGUUGAUUCAGAAAUGAUCGGAAAAAGGGCUGGUAUUGCCCUAGCCAUCAAAGACUUGGAGGAGAUCAGUUUGCGCGAAGGAGCAGAAGGGGGCGAGGAAGUGGAAUUGGACACGCGGGGGGGAGGUCUCGUCCACGUUUUGGUCUCGCGGAUGACGAAAGUUCGAGGACUGUUGAAGAACCAACCUGAGUAUUAUCAGGAAACCGAGUCCGAUCGUCAUCGGGGGAUGAUGUGGAAUGCCAUCGUUGCUCUCAUGUUCGAAGGAUCCGCCUUGCUCUGGUCAUUGAUCUACCCCGAACCUGGAGCCGCGGCAGCCUUGGCAUCGGAGGCGCAGGCGCAAAUAGCGGAGGCUAUCGCCGGAGCUGCUGAGGAACUAGACAAGCUAUCGACCCCUGUGGUCGCUGCCACCGCUCAUGACGCAGCGAAAACCGUCGCUGACGCAACUGUUCCGGACUGGUUGGGACCGUCCGUCGUCACGUUCCCCUUCGCAGGCUAUAUUCUCUUCUACUUGUACAGAGAAAAGGUAAAUCCACGGGCAAAGUUGACGGAUUUUUUCUUCAUGGUUCUCGCUGCAGCGAUUGUUGCCAACCUGGUUUUGAUUUUGACUUUAAGGAUAAGGCUAUGGUGAUAGCCAAUGCUCACCCCAAUCAGAUUGAAGACUAUUACUCCUUAAGAGUUUCUCUGUCUUCUACACGUUCUCUACCUUUUCCACCAUGGGUGCUUCAAAGGCUGCCCGCAGCUAGUUUGCCCCACAGGUAAAUUCAGGAUAUACUAAUGAACAAAUGCUUUGGAGAGCGCCUUCAGCCUAUGAGUUUGCUGCUUCUUUACUGUUAAAACAAAUCUUAAAUUUAGUACGGUUUAAUUUACAUCUAAGGGCUGUUGAUAGCCUGUUGGACUGUAGAGUCAGUGGCUGCCGUUUUGGGUUCGUUGAGAGAACUUGUGUGGAUACUCUUGGGAGGGCACUGCUCGUUAUUUUCUCUGAUGGAUUAUCGAAUAGCAUCAAACCAUGGCCGUCCAUGUCCGAGCAAUUCCUUGAAGAAGUAAGUCCGUAACAUUCAGCCACGAUACAGAAAACAAUCAACCAGUUGUCAGGAGACUUCAUCGAUUCUUUGGUUUGGGAUCUACCAUCAGAUUGUUGCAGGGAUUUUAUGAGCCCAUCUAUGUAUGUCCAUACAAUCCCCUGCGGAAAACGUUAUAGCAUUCAUCCAUGACACAUAUAUUUCAAGGGACCAGUUGUCAGUAGGCUGCAUGGUUUCCUUGACUUGGGGUCGUCUCUCAGAUUGUCACAGGGGUUGUCACAGUGGUUGUGUGAACUACAGGGAGUCUUUGUUCAAUACAGUUUCCAACAUCUCUGACCGUUGAUUGAUAUUAUUAAUAUAUAGAUAGAAUAGAGAAAGCACAUAAUUGGAUUAAACAUUUAUUUGUGAAAUUCAAUAUGAUGCAAAUCUCAGUAAUGUAAUAACCCUGUUCAGAAGUAGCCUGGGGCUCAGAACUCAGCCCCAGGCCACGCAGACCUGAGAAGGUCUGCGCUGGGCUGUGUGACCAAGACACGCCCGGGCCUGAGUCUGUCGAGCGUGGCUGUGUGACCGAACGCUGCGCACAGGAAUUUCAAGAGUCAAAGUCGACUGUAGAGUCAAAUGUACCGCACCCAGGCCCUGGGUUGGAUACACUCACUUGUUGUGCGCAGGUACCCAGACAGCAUCCAGGCCGGAGGGAAUUCGGUUUCAGGCCGAUCUGAACCCUCAUUCGCAUUGAGAUCUGGACGGCCGAGGGAUACAGCAUCCGGGGUCCAGACCCCGCGUCAACACUACAUAAGAGUUGACUUCCUGGCUUUGACAUGCAUUCUGUCUUGCGUUGAUGCUGACUUCACGCGUUGACUUCAACGCUGGCUCGACGCUGCAACGCUGGCUCGACGCUGCUGGCAUUGUGACUUGGCGAGGCGCUGCUAGUCCGGCAUGGUGGCCGGCAUGUUCCUGUCUUCUUGGCAUGCUGACGUGGCAGCUGCCAUGCGC
Molecule: messenger RNA, 4772 nt
Organism: Chara braunii
Lineage: Eukaryota; Viridiplantae; Streptophyta; Charophyceae; Charales; Characeae
Source: the annotation of a GenBank genome assembly